Aspergillus terreus NIH2624 is the source of this 1122-nucleotide messenger RNA. RefSeq lists its product as uncharacterized. Lineage: Eukaryota; Fungi; Ascomycota; Eurotiomycetes; Eurotiales; Aspergillaceae. The record is from RefSeq and is a predicted model, not a curated record. The transcript has 5 exons. The coding region runs from base 1 to 1122 and encodes 373 amino acids.
AUGUACGCCCUGCCGGUCUCCAUCGUGUUCAUCACGCUCGCCGUCAUCAUCGUCCUGCUGCGGCUGUACACUCGAUGUUGUUUCGUCCGGACGCCAGGAUGGGAUGAUGCUGUGAUAGUCGCGGCGCUGUUGGCGGAUAUCGUCUUCCUUAACCUUCAUCAUACUUGGUAUGCCAGACGUCUUCAUUUCCUAUCUUUACCAUUGCUCAUGGAUAUAGAAAUCAAACAUGGCAUGGGCAAAGACCAAACUGAGGCCCUCUGGGCAUCGAUCCCUCUCUACAAUCUAGCCCUCAACUUCGCCAAAGCAUCAGUGACGCUCCUCUACAUGCGUCUUUUCUCCUCAACCAAAGACUACCGCGUCAUCCUGAUCUUUACUCUCGUCGCCGUCAUCAUCACCGGCCUGUACAUGGUCUUCAGCGCGUUCUUCUUCUGCACGCCCGUCCGCGCCUUCUGGAAUCGCAGCAUCCCAGACGCCUACUGUCUUCCCGAGGCCGUGAUCUGGCCGCUCAACGCGGGCCUCCAGAUCUCCACCGACGUCUGGUUGGUGAUUCUGCCCAUGCCGGUGCUCUUCCGGCUACGUCUGCCCCGACGACAGAAAUGCGCUCUCAUCUUUGUCUUCGCCCUCGGCGUCUUUGUCUGCGCAACCAGUAUCGUCCGCCUCGUCAUGCUGAUCAAUCUCAUUGACUCCCCCAAUCUCACCAAGGAAAACACAUCAGCAGCAACCUGGUCCUUCAUCGAGGCCAAUGUCGCCAUCAUCUGCGCCUGUCUGCCCCCGCUCCGUCCCCUCAUCGCGCAUGUUUUCCCGCGUCUCCUCCCCAUCCGCUCACGGAGCACUUAUCCCUCUCGCGAGAAGACCCCCCUCGACGGCCUCCCCAUCACGCCCCCCUUCCCUUUCACGAACACCGCCGCCAGUGUGACGGGCAAUUGCUCGAGCAACAAUGACGCACGUCGGAACUCUGAAGUGGUGCCGGGCCUGCAGCUGCAGCAUUCGCCCGUGCAUCCCGAGGGCACGAUCCACGUCACGAGUGAGGUACAGUGGCAGACAGAUGAGGCGGACAGUACAGAUGAGCAAGCCUCAGUGCGGUGGCUGGAGCCCGUUUCGUUAGAACGGGGUCCAUCGUGA